UCUUUCCCAUUCCCAUGUCUGUUUGUUCGAUUCAAACAAAGCCUUAACGAUAAACAUAAAAUUCCUCGCCAGCUCGUAGAAACGAACGAACAAAGGUUUUCCUGUGCUCCGAUGAUGACUAAGCAGUCUCAAUCCCACUUCCUCUUGUAAUCUCAUCAUAUUCCUACAAAUUCUUAUCCUUUACUCAGUAAUCUGUUUGUAUUUCUUCCUCAUUCUGGUCCCUUCAUUCAUAAUAUCUUGGAAUUAUUGAUACUCAACAAUGGGUAGUGCAUCAUCAGUGCUGACUCAGUAUGAUAUUGAAGAAGUUGAGGAACACUGUGAUCAUCUGUUCACCCAGCAAGAAAUAGUGUCUCUGUAUGAGAGGUUUUGCCAGCUUGAUAAAAAUGCAAAGGGGUUCAUAUCAGCAGAUGAGUUCUUAUCAGUACCAGAGUUUGCACUGAAUCCACUUUCUCAUAGGUUGCUUAAGAUGGUGGAUGGCUUGAACUUCAAGGACUUUGUUGCUUUCUUGUCUGCUUUCAGCUCUAAAGCAACUCUACCACAGAAAAUUGAAAUUAUCUUCAAAGUAUAUGACACUGAUUGCGAUGGGAAAGUUACUUUCAGUGACCUAAUAGAAGUGCUCCACGAUUUGACUGGCCCAUUUAUGUCAGACAAGCAACGAGCGGAAGUUCUAAGUCAGCUGUUGCAUGAAGCUGGUUACACAAGAGAAUCUUCUCUCCUGUUCGAUGAUUUCAUUAAGAUACUGGACAGUCCCGGUCUGAAAAUGGAGGUGGAAGUCCCAGUAGAUUAGCCAAGUGCUGUUCUUCAACUCCAAUCUAUGAGCAGAAAGAUAAUUCAUCCACUUUGUAUAUAUACAUUGUAGUAUCAUUGACCAUCGUGUUGCUUUCUGUUUUAAUAUGGUGAGAAAAAGAAACUUUUCAAUAACCGAUGAUGGACAACAAGCAUGUAUUUGCAAUAAAUCUAUGCUUAGUUUA
Molecule: messenger RNA, 971 nt
Organism: Sesamum indicum (sesame)
Lineage: Eukaryota; Viridiplantae; Streptophyta; Magnoliopsida; Lamiales; Pedaliaceae
Molecular function (GO): calcium ion binding
Source: RefSeq, a predicted model, not a curated record